AUGGGAACAUUUACGCUGAAAUAUUUUUUCAAGAAAGCAAUUUGGGAGAAGAAAACUUUGUGGGCGUCAGUAGCUGUAAUGGCAUAUAUCGGUUACUGUUUCGAUCGGCAAGGUAUGUACAAAGCAAGCAUGAUGAAAGGACAAAGCAAAAUGUUUGCCAGUCGAAUUGCUGAAAUACCAGAAGGCCAGGAUAUUUGGAAGUAUUAG
Molecule: messenger RNA, 207 nt
Organism: Acanthocheilonema viteae
Lineage: Eukaryota; Metazoa; Nematoda; Chromadorea; Rhabditida; Onchocercidae
Source: the annotation of a GenBank genome assembly